AUGCGGACGCCGACAGCCAUGAUCGUGGGGCUGGUGCUGUGCCCCUGCGGGCUCCUGCUGACACUCACGGGCACGCUGGCACCCAACUGGAGGCAGGUGAGCCUCGUACCCGACCAGCCCCUUGACCUCAUCUUCGAGCAGGGCAUCUGGGACAUGUGCAGAGAGCGGCAGAGCACCCACGACCGCCAAUGCGGGCAGCCUGAUGAGCUGGGCUACUUUGUGCAGGUGCCCGUGCGAGUGGCCCAAGGGCUGAUGCCCACUUCACUUGUGCUUACCCUCCUGGGCUUGGUGGUGGCCGCCUUGGGGGUUCGUUGCUGGCAGAAGGAGCCACGGCACGUGGUGGCUGGUGUGGCAGGGCUUGUGCUGCUCCUCUCAGGGCUGCUGAGCCUCAUCCCUCCCUCCUGGUACACCCAUGAGCUGUGGGCACUGCCCGCACCAGCUGGCAGCACAGUGGCUGUAGGCUACAGCUUGGUGCUGAGCUACUUGGGAAGCUGUCUGGAGAUCUUGGGGGGACUGGCCCUCGCCCUUAGCUUCCACCACUGCUGCAAGGAGCGCAGGGCCCCCAGACUGCCCCCCAGCCCUGUGCUGGAGGUUGGGUCAUGCUCCACCAUUGCGGCUUAUCGCAGCCCCUGGGAUGAGCUGGAGAAUGAGCAAGAUGGAGAACACUGGAGGAGCACCCUGCCCUGUGACGCUGACUUGUAG
This is a messenger RNA of Apus apus (common swift), 702 nucleotides long. RefSeq names its product claudin 23 (gene CLDN23). The transcript has a single exon. Gene Ontology annotation, molecular function: structural molecule activity. Lineage: Eukaryota; Metazoa; Chordata; Aves; Apodiformes; Apodidae. The coding region runs from base 1 to 702 and encodes 233 amino acids. Gene Ontology annotation, biological process: bicellular tight junction assembly; cell adhesion. The record is from RefSeq and is a predicted model, not a curated record. Gene Ontology annotation, cellular component: plasma membrane; bicellular tight junction.